This is a messenger RNA of Trichomonas vaginalis G3, 1647 nucleotides long. Its product is annotated as dolichyl-phosphate-mannose-protein mannosyltransferase protein. Gene Ontology annotation, biological process: protein O-linked glycosylation via mannose. Gene Ontology annotation, molecular function: dolichyl-phosphate-mannose-protein mannosyltransferase activity. The record is from RefSeq and is a predicted model, not a curated record. The coding region runs from base 1 to 1647 and encodes 548 amino acids. The transcript has a single exon. Gene Ontology annotation, cellular component: membrane. Lineage: Eukaryota; Parabasalia; Trichomonadida; Trichomonadidae.
AUGUUUGAUUGGUUUUUUCGGCAGAUAAAUAAGCUAGGAUUAUACAAAUUUCAUGACUACAUUCAACCAUUCGACUCAAAAAUUGCAUUAGACUGGCGAGAUCUCCUUAUGAUGAUAAUUUUAGCAAUGUGCGGGUACUAUGCAAGACUUUACAACGUUCAAUAUCCAAGUAAUAUCAUAUUUGAUGAAUGUCAUUUCGGAAAUUUUACUAAUGGCUACAUUACUCGCAAUUUUUUUUAUGAUAUCCAUCCACCAUUUGCCAAACUUCAAUUUGCAUUAUUCGAUUGGCUUCAAGAAUACGACGGUAGUAUAGUUUUUGGUGGUGGUGAAGAUAGAAGCUAUCGAAAUGAAAAUUAUAUUACUCUACGUAUGACAUGUGUCAUGUAUAGCUCAUUAGUACCAUGUACUAUCUACUUAGCCAUGAGAACCGCCUUACUUUCACGUGUUGCUGCCUUUACUUCAGGAUUUCUUAUUUCGGUAGAGACUUCUAUGAUAGGAGAAGGAAAAUACAUCUAUACAGACGGAACAUUACACUUUUACACGAUGUUUAGUAUGAUAAUUAUUAAUCUUUUCCUUACAAAAGAACCAAGAGCUAAAGAAUGGUACAUUUGGAUGCGAAUUGCAUCAAUUUUUAUAUCAUUUGCCUUCUCAAUUAAGAAUACUGCCCUCUCUCUUCUCAUUCUCAUCAUGUAUACUCAAGCAGUUGAAAUUGUUGAAUUUCGAACUUACAAAUUAGACAUUAAAAUCAUUCCGGAAGUCAUACAUAGAGGCUGGAACAUAUUCUGGCCAUCAUUGGCCGUUCAUUACGCAAUUUGGAUCAUACAUUUCCAAGUUAUACCUUAUGGAACGAGCGACACGCGGGAUUACGAGUGGCUACUCUACGGCCUUGUCGACAGAAAGCGUGGCAACGAGACAAAUAUGAUGAGAUGGGUCAGAAGACCUCCUUUGUUAAAUAGAAUUUUUUCAUCCAUCGCAACAGCAUAUAUUUCGAACGGAAUCAACUUCGAACCACACCAUUGCAUGACUAGACCCCAAGAUUGGCCUCUUCUUCGCGAUAAAUGGAUAGUUUACUACUCAGGAUGGGGAGAACCGAGUUUGUACUGUUGCGGGAACUAUUUCGUUUACAUUAUGACUUUCUGUGGCGUAGUAUUAAGCAUGUUGUGCUUUUGGUCGAAGAAAAAGUUCCCUCUGGCCAUGAGAUUUAUUGUUGGGUACUGGGCUUCAUAUUUACCAUUCUAUGGUGUUCCCCGUACUAUGUUCUUAUACCAUUACCACAUUCCAUUGAUGUUUGCCGCUUGUUGCGUCGGAUGCAGCUUAGAUUUGUUAUUUGAGAAGAGAAGGUUCUGGAAAGGCUUCUUUUCUAUCUGCAUAAUAUUCACGGCGUUCGUAGGCUACAUGAUUCUCAAUCCUUUCGUUUACGGACGGAAACAUGCGAAUCGUGACUGGAGACUGUUGAACAGGAACUGGAGAGAUGGGAAACCAGGAAGGGACAAAUUCGAAAAGUUAAUGAGAUUGAAAGCAGAAGCAAUUAGAGCUGAUGAUGAAGAUAUGAAGAACCAGGCAAGCGCACAAAAGUCAACUAACACUACUAAUUCAUUAAUGAAAAAGAAGAAAUGGUUCCAAAGACAAAGAAAGAAAAAUGAUUAA